Messenger RNA from Penaeus vannamei (Pacific white shrimp), 959 nucleotides. Lineage: Eukaryota; Metazoa; Arthropoda; Malacostraca; Decapoda; Penaeidae. The record is from RefSeq and is a predicted model, not a curated record.
ACUGAUGGAAUCCACACAAGCGACUUCAUUUCAACUGAAACCACCAUUCCAACUGGAAUCCACACAGGCGACUUCAUUUCAACUGAAACCACCAUUCCAACUGGAACUAGCAUUCCCACCUCGCCCUCCCCAACGGAGCACAGCGCCGGCCCCUCAACGACCCCUGCCCCGGCAACUGAAAUCAACCCCCAGACAGCGACCACUGAAGUCGUGCCCGCUGAGACCACGACGCUUCCGGAUUGCGGGGACAACAGCGGCAAGGACGGCCAUGGUGCUAACCUGCAGACGACGCCACCCGAGACGACUACCGAACCGCCAACGACCGCUAGACCUACAACCACCAGACCUAAUACGUCCUCCAGACCUCCAACAACCACUACAACACCUACGACCACUAGACCUCCUACAACCACCCCAACUACCACUACGACCCUGCCUCCGACUACCACCGCCCUCUCGUGCCCUGACGGAUGGGCCAUGUACGACAGGUCGUGCUACCACCUGAGCAGCGAGAGGGGCACGUGGCCGGAGGGGAAGUCCUACUGCGAGAACAGCGGCGGAUCCUUGGUCAAGAUCACGUCGGAAGAGGAGUGGAGCUUCGUCAAGGGCCUGACCACGGAGGACACCUGGAUUGGCCUCAACGACAGGAACAAGGAGGGGGUCUUCGUGUGGGUCUCAGACAACACCAGCCCGGUCUUCACCAAGUACUCCAGCGGGGAGCCCAACAACCACAAGCCCUUCCUGUGGAGCGGCGGCGAGGACUGCGUCGAGCUGAGGGAGAGCAAGGACUUCCUCUGGAACGAUGACGAUUGCGAUAAGGACAAGCUGUAUGCCUGCGAGCGAAGCCCAUUCGUCAGCAGGGGUUAAGGCAGCAGAGAUUCACUGCAAAAAGAGAGGAACUUUUGACAACAACUUUUGAGAUUAGUAAUAUAUAUAUAUACAUAAAUAUAUAUAUAUAU